AUGGCAUCAUUCAGCCAGAAAACUCCAGUCAUGGCUCUUGAUGAGGGAUCGCGUCGGGUCUACGGUGUCGCUCCGGAGUACCAAUUAAUCUCAGAGGAUCCCGUCUACGGUUUCGGUUACUCUUGCCGUCUAAUGGGUAGUUGUGUGCAAGCAUAUGCAAAGACGAAGAAGGCAGCCAAACACUUGGCUGCACGAGCUAUGCUUCAUGAAGUCAUCAAAAAGGAUCGGCAUGUUGAUUUCAAUAUACCAGGUCAAUCUCAGGAAGAAGCCCAUAAAGCAGUGGAUGGUCUUAUGAUUGGCGACAGUCGGACUGAAAAUUCCUGUGACGAAUCUUCUUCCCCUGGUGGCCAAAAUGAAAAUUAUUCCGGGAAACUGCUGCAGUUGUGCCAGAGGAAAAAAUUCGAUAUACCUCAAUACAGUCACAGAGAAGAGGGACCUCCAAAUGACAGGACUUUUAUCACUACUUGUAAGGUAGGCACUCACUUUUCUAGACUAUGUCUUUCUUUAAAAACAAGACAACAAAAAGAGUCAAGCUCCUAA
Molecule: messenger RNA, 540 nt
Organism: Haemonchus placei
Lineage: Eukaryota; Metazoa; Nematoda; Chromadorea; Rhabditida; Trichostrongylidae
Source: the annotation of a GenBank genome assembly